UUGAAUAUAGCCUAAUUCUCCAAAAGACACCAUUUUUGCUCGUCGUCCUUUGAAUGAAAGGAGCAGUGUGUGGUAGCGUGACUGUUUUUGCCUGGUAAUGUGGUGGUCGUGUGUUGUGUUUUGAACCGAGUGGGAGGAGACACAGACAUGAGCAGCACAUCAGCAUCUGAAUGAAGCAUGUAACCCCGCUGAAAGCACUUCGAGUCUGGGCAUACAGGGUAAACAACGCCGCCACCAUUUUACUAUCGUUUAUAUGCUUUUCUCUUCAAUGGACGGGCUAUUGUUCAAGCCGCAGAUGAUGGCGGACGUCAAUGGCAACAGUAAGAUGAUGAACGCAGAACUGGAGGUGAAAAAGCUUCAAGAGCUCGUGCGAAAACUGGAGAGGCAGAACGAGCAGCUCCGGACGAGAGCGAACGCUGCGAACAACUGCACCUCCAGUGUCCGUCUGUUAGCCGCUCCGGCGUCGGCCUGUCCCGCAGGUCCGACUGGCCCAGACACAGGCACGUUUCAAUCCGGGAAUUAUUGCGUUUCACCUUCAUAUUCCCCGUCCUUUGGCUUAUCGGAUGAGCACUAUCCGUAUUUUCAUCCGCAGUCAGUGACUGGUGCUGAUGAGGAAGAUGAAGAUGCUACUGUAAUGGAUGAGGUGGAAAAACUAGACCUUCAUGCUCUUCUUCCCAUCGAUGGAGAGUCUGAUUAUAGCUGGUUGUACGUGUCUCCCAAAGCAAAGCUGUUUCCUCAUGCUCUCCUCAGUCCUCUUCAGUGGUGCAGGCAUGUGCUGGACAACCCCAAACCUGAGGUGGAGUUAGCCAAACGCUCCUUAUGCUACAAACUGGACCAAGCCAAAAGAUGGCGAGGGGUCCUCUCAAGCUGUGUGUCUUCAAGCGUUCUGUACAGUCCUUUAGAUGGGGUCUCUUCUUUAAGCAGCUGCUCUAAACCCUUUACUAAACCUGCACUAACUGAGCAAACAGAUCCACCUUCACCAAACCACCAGAAGCCUCUCACUGGAAGGAACUGCUUGAGCCUCACUGAAAGAUCUCCCACAUUCCUCUAUCACACGGCUACGCAGAGUAAUAGUCAUCGGCAGCGGCCUCUCAGUCCUCAGUCCUCCAUAGACAGUGAGCUCAGUGCGUCAGAGCUAGAGGAGGACUCGGUCUCAAUGAGCUACAAGCUUCAGGACAUGACUGAUGUGGAGGUCAUGGCUCGACUGCAGGAGGAGAGUCUCCGGCAGGAGUAUGCGAGCACCACUGCCACAGCCACACGCCGCAGUGCCAGCUUCUCUAUCCACACAGGUGCCCGCAGAAGCAUGAGGAGUGAAGCUGAGCUGGAGGAAGAGGAAGAGUACGACCAGCUGUCCGUUCCCCAGCCGCGACUCUUCCGCACGGCCUCCAUGCAGCGCAGCACGUCCCACACACAGAACCUCUCUAGCAUGAAAGACUGCCGGCGCAGCCCCUCCACACCUCAGUACCUCAACAGCCUAUCCUUCCAGCAGCUCCAUGUGGCCAAUAACAGCUCCCCUACAGCAGAAGCACAGAAUUACAGAGCCAAUACAGACAAGUUACGGAGGAGCAUGCCAAACCUACUUCGAGCACCCAGCAUUCCCAGUGUCAUCAAUGUGCCUAAUGUUUCUGCUCCAACUGGUCACAUCGCUACAACGUCAUCUUUAUCAUUACUCCGAAACAGUCAGAGUUUUGAUUCCCACAAUGCACUGGCCAAGAUACAGUCUGCAAUUCCCUCUCCAGGCCAAUUACAGCAGCGAGUUCAGAGUGUGGGCAACUUCUCCAUGACAGCCCGUCCUCCUCUAAAAGCCACAGCGUAUGUGAGCCCUACGAUCCAGAGUUCCAACACAAUGGCAUCCUCUGCAAGCCUCAGCUGUAUCUCCAGCAGCAGUAUUCCCCUGCCCAGCAAACCCAGCACCCCAUCCUCCAGCCGUAGCGCUCUACCUCGACCUGCUUCUUUUGUUGGGACAAAUGGGGCCUCACGCAGUAAAAUCGGCCAGCCUGUACGGAGCUUACUGACUCCGCCGAAGAGUGUAUCUGCUCUUAGCGCUCUGCGGGAUGGGAGUUGGAGGGACGGCUGCUAUUAAAAUGCUCUGCACACUGACCUUAAAUGUUUCAGGCCCAGCUGGCUGGGGAGAACCUGUUGCUUGUAGACCUUAAGAGGAUAUAACAUAACAUCAAGUGAGUUGAAGUCAAAAAGUACUGUUAACAGAUGCAAUACAGCACCACUGCAAUAUGCCGAUGGCUGAAACCCAAUGCAUUAUGCAUACGAGUGUUUACGUGCAAAUAAUCUGCCUAAUCUGCAGCACAAUUUUUUUAACCAUUGAAACCAAUUGUCAGAUUAUGUUAUGAAUUAGAUAUGAACAUUAGGACAGUACUGGUUUUGGUAGAUGUUAUGAUUUAUUAAGCGCGGUCUCUCAAAUAGCACUUUUAUUAUUAACGGAUUAUUAGAUAACCAGUAGUGCCAGAUAUUGGUUACGCAAGUUGCGUUCUUGGUUUAUUAUGUUGCCGUUUAUGUUGCAACAUACAGCAAGAGAAUUCUUCAAAAAGCAGACUAAAUGGACUGUAAAACUCUGUAUACUGUAAUGUAACAUUGAAGUAAAUGCAGCCUAGAGUAACAGGCAACCAUUCCAGAUUGUAUGUUUACAUGAUGCUCCUGAAACAGAGCACUGUGGAUAAGGGUUUGCACAUUAAAUGGUAACAUUUGUUUUUCUCUUUUUUAAAAAAAAAGAACAGGUUUAUGAGGGAAGGGAAUGGAUGGUGUGUUUUCCAAUGUUGA
This is a messenger RNA of Danio aesculapii, 2775 nucleotides long. RefSeq names its product SLAIN motif family, member 1a (gene slain1a). The coding region runs from base 254 to 2083 and encodes 609 amino acids. The record is from RefSeq and is a predicted model, not a curated record. Gene Ontology annotation, cellular component: microtubule plus-end. The transcript has 9 exons. NCBI's taxonomy places the organism in Eukaryota, Metazoa, Chordata, Actinopteri, Cypriniformes, Danionidae. Gene Ontology annotation, biological process: microtubule nucleation; cytoplasmic microtubule organization; positive regulation of microtubule polymerization.